Macaca mulatta (Rhesus monkey) is the source of this 2992-nucleotide messenger RNA. RefSeq names its product lipid droplet associated hydrolase (gene LDAH). Gene Ontology annotation, biological process: lipid storage. The record is from RefSeq and is a predicted model, not a curated record. Lineage: Eukaryota; Metazoa; Chordata; Mammalia; Primates; Cercopithecidae. Gene Ontology annotation, molecular function: lipase activity. Gene Ontology annotation, cellular component: lipid droplet.
CCGGUCUUGUGCCGCCUUCCCAGGACCCUCAGGGAGAGCCGGCCGCCUUCCAGGCGGGCAGGUAAUUCCUUGUUAAAGGCCCUAAUAAAAGGGAAAUGGGGAAGGAAAUGGAGAAGAGAAUUUAGGCCUUGGCAAAUUGAAAAUCGUCUGUAGUGUCUCGCUGACAGAAAUGGACUCAGAACUCAAGGAAGAAAUUCCUGUGCAUGAGGAAUUCAUUUUGUGUGGUGGAGUCGAAACCCAGGUUCUAAAAUGUGGGCCCUGGACUGACCUCUUUAAUGAUCAAAGUGUCAAAAGGCCUAAGCUGCUUAUUUUCAUUAUUCCUGGUAACCCAGGUUUUUCUGCCUUUUAUGUGCCAUUUGCAAAGGCUUUAUACUCUUUGACAAACAGACGCUUUCCAGUUUGGACUAUCAGUCAUGCUGGUCAUGUGUUGGCUCCCAAAGACAAGAAGAUUCUUACAACAUCAGAGGAUUCAAAUGCUCAAGAAAUUAAGGACAUCUAUGGACUUAAUGGACAAAUAGAGCACAAACUAGCUUUCCUGAGAACUCAUGUGCCAAAGGACAUGAAACUUGUGCUCAUUGGCCAUUCGAUAGGCAGCUAUUUCACUCUUCAGAUGCUGAAGCGAGUCCCUGAGCUCCUGGUAAUUCGCGCCUUUCUGCUGUUUCCAACAAUUGAACGAAUGUCUGAGUCACCCAAUGGCAGAAUUGCCACUCCACUUUUGUGCUGGUUUCGAUAUGUUCUCUAUGUUACUGGCUACUUAUUAUUGAAACCGUGUCCUGAGAAAAUCAAGUCCUUGCUAAUCAGAAGGUGCCUUCAAUUAAUGAACCUGGAGAAUGAAUUUUCGCCAUUGAAUGUAUUAGAACCAUUCUGCCUUGCUAAUGCUGCCUACCUUGGGGGCCAAGAAAUGAUGGAGGUGGUGAAGAGAGAUGACGAAACCAUAAAGGAGCAUUUAUGUAAGCUUACAUUUUAUUAUGGUACUAUAGAUCCUUGGUGUCCAAAAGAAUACUAUGAAGACAUUAAGAAAGAUUUUCCAGAAGGAGACAUUCGACUCUGUGAGAAAAACAUACCUCAUGCUUUCAUCACCCAUUUUAACCAGGAAGUGGCAAACAUGAUUGCUGACUCCCUAAAGGAUGACCUGUCCAAAAUGUAAAUUGGCCUGAGGAACAAGCCCCCACUGCCAGUACAUGGAGGCAGUCGGUAUACUAGACUUAGUAGGUAAAUGUUUCAUUUUGAAGACUGCUACUAGAAAUGAAGAAAGUGAGAACCCUUGUCUUACAAACCAUCUCUCAGCUCGCCAUGUUACAGGCUGAAGUAAACACAGUUGAUGAAUCAUUCCAUAGGUUUAACCAUACAUUUUCCAAGACUCAGGGAACACAGUGAUCUACACAGAGUCUCAUGUUUGCACGAGAUGCCCAGUGGCACCAUAUGGUUUAUUUUGGUAGGCGGGAUCUUUGCAGAUGAAAAAAAAGUCUACAUGUACUUGAUUUUAAUUGAAUUACAUUGUAGAAUAGGCUCUUCUGGAGGAAAUUAUGAAAUACCUACUAGAAAAUGUAAAAGAAAUCAGUGAAUGUUAAGAGUAUAGUUAGACAUGUGAAGUGUAUGUGAUUAUGACAAGGAUACACUCACGUUCCAGGAGCAGGAAGUGAACCUGGGUCUCCUUUAAGACAGAAGACGAAGAUGAGCCCAGACUAACUUAGCAUAGAUCUUGGCUGAGAUAAUCAGUGUGACGUCUAAUGUACCUGCACUAGACAGAGAAUAAGGUUCACCAGACAUUACUGUGGUCAGCUAACCAGAUAAAGAGUUGUUGAAGGACCCCAACUGUGCCUCCUGCCACAAGACAACCAGCAAGUUCUAUGGUGAGCCUUAGCCUGCCAGGUUGUAAGCUCCCUGCAGGCUCCUCCUCUCCAGAUUCAGGAUGGUGAGGCACUGGGCUGUCCCGAAGCAGGUUUGGAUGUGCCAACAUGCAGUUGCUCCUUCUGUAAUUCUUGUAGUAAAACUCUAUUAAAGACCAUCAAUGAGCCAAAUAGUGUGCUAGCCAUCAAGGAUAGAGUUCUUAGCUACUUAAUGAUUCUUUUCUUCUGGAAAUCUUCUAGUGAAUAAUUUUUAAAAGCAUCUUUUAAACUGCUGAGUAAAGCAUUACCAUACAUUAGUUCUCUAUUUCUGCAUUAACUUCACUUGCUGGAAAGAAAUUUUGUUAAUGAACCAAACUCAGCCGUUAAGUUAUGUGAAUUCACCUUCUCUAGACACAUUGAGGUCUGGCAGAGAAGACACAUGUUCCCUGGCCUAGAGUGGGCUGACAAUAUUGCUGCCUCCUCUAAAUUGACUCAAUCUUGAGAAACACAUACUGCAGUGACAGUUGAUGAUGUAUCAGAAAUAUUCCUUUUUCUCCUAGAGGAAAUCCCUCAUGGCAUUAUCAUUCCCUAAGGACAAUGAGAUGUCCCUCCCCUCAAAACCUAAAGCCCCCUGAUGAAAGAUUCAGCUCUGAUUUGCUGCCAACUUACUGCUUAGUGCUCAAUGAGUUACUGUGCUUUGGCAUAGCUUCUACAUCACAGCAAGUAACUUCUCAGAGGGGAAAAGCCAAGCUCUAGACAAGGAGUGCUAUUAGCCCAAGGGGAAGAGCUAAUAGAUACACAGGCCAUAAGCACAGGGCUGCACACAGAGCCUUUAUUGGCAUCUGCAUGAGAGGCCUAGAAAUUGGAUAUUAGAAACUAGGAAUCAUGGCUCUGAGUGCCUUGCAUACAGGAGAUACUCACUAAUACUAAAUCAAGGCACAUAAACAAUACUGGGUAAAUCAUACCUACCAGAAUAAAGAGUAACAUUCAGAGCUUUUCUUUUAGCUGUUAUUUUAAACAUUACUCCAUAUUUCAAAAGUCUGCAUGUAUGAAAUUGUGUCUUAUUUCUGGUUUUUAGAGCCUAAGAAAGAUACUGGUUCUUAAUUUGUAUUUAUCAUCUGAGCACCAAAUUAAUUUUUGAAAUAAAUGUUUUACCAGCAUUU